AUGGCUUGCCCCAGUUUGCUGUGGGCACUCGUGGUCGCCACCUAUCUUGGAUCCAGCACAGCCCAGACGGUCACUCAGACUCAACCAGAUAUGCGUGUGCGGGAGACAGAGACUGUGACCCUGCACUGCACGUAUGACACCAGCAACAGUGAUUAUUAUUUGUUCUGGUACAAACAGCCUCCCAGCGGGGAGAUGAUUCUCAUUAUUCACCAAGAAGCUUAUAAGCAAGAGAAUGCAACAAAGGAUCGCUUCUCUGUGAACUUCCAGAAACCAAAAAAAUCCUUCAGUCUCAGGAUCUCAGACUCCCGGCUGGAGGAUGCUGCGAUGUAUUUCUGUGCUUUCCCAAACAGCGGGUAUAACCUCUACUUUGGCAAAGGCACCUCACUGCUGGUCACACCCGAUGUCAAGGACCCUGACCCUGCUGUGUACCAGCUGAGAGGCCCUAAGUCCAGUAAUAUCUCAGUCUGCCUGUUCACCGAUUUUGAUUCUGAAACCAAUGUGCAACAACCGCAGGGGCCCACGGUGAUCGGCUUGAACAGUACGGUGCUGGACAUGAAGGUGAUGAAUUCCAAGAGCAAUGGGGCCCUGGCCUGGGGCAGCAGCACCGAUUUGAAAUGUAACAGUACCUUCAACGAGGAAUUCUACUCCAGCUCCGACUUUUCCUGUAAUGCCACUUUGAUAGAGAAAAGCUUUGAAACAGAUAUGAACCUAAACUUCCACAACCUGCUAAUGAUCGGGCUGCGCAUCCUCCUCCUGAAAGUGGCCGGGUUUAACCUGCUCAUGACACUGCGGCUAUGGUCCUGCUGAGGUCACCAAGACCGUGAGAGAGCCCGGCACCCCCUCGCUCCCGACUCCCCACCCUGCCCCUCCCCCCUCUUCAAGCAGAGAGGCAGACUCUCUGCCCCCGUGGACAAGAAGGCUCCCUCUGACUCUCUGGCCCCACUGGCAAUGGCCAUCAACUGGCUCCCACCCAAUAGCCAUGAUCGAGAUGCUGAAGAGCUGCCGAACACUGCCUCCGCCCCCUCGGUUCCCACACUGCUGCUUGCCACAGGCCGGACGCUCCGGCAAAGGCAGGGGGCUGCUAUGGAGAGACGCGCUGCCCUCCCCCCCCCCCGAGAUCAACUCUUAUGUCCCCGGGGUGAGGGAUCCCCGGUGGGUCCUCUUGGCCUCUAGCUCCCGGAGAACGCUGUGAGGAGUUUAUAUUUUUUAAAUAGUGUUCAUCAGGAAAUAUGUAUCACCCUUUUUCCCCAAGAUGUGGGGGAAACUAUUGUGGAGGCCCUGCUGUGCUGUGUGUCUGAGCCACGUUGUAUAUUCUGCUACCCAUGGCUUCAUUAAAGGCAAUAUGAAUGA
Molecule: messenger RNA, 1350 nt
Organism: Mirounga angustirostris (Northern elephant seal)
Lineage: Eukaryota; Metazoa; Chordata; Mammalia; Carnivora; Phocidae
Product: T cell receptor alpha chain MC.7.G5-like
Exons: 8
Coding region: 1-807 (268 amino acids)
Biological process (GO): response to bacterium
Source: RefSeq, a predicted model, not a curated record